Lindgomyces ingoldianus is the source of this 732-nucleotide messenger RNA. RefSeq names its product NAD(P)-binding protein. NCBI's taxonomy places the organism in Eukaryota, Fungi, Ascomycota, Dothideomycetes, Pleosporales, Lindgomycetaceae. The transcript is spliced from 4 exons. The coding region runs from base 1 to 732 and encodes 243 amino acids. Gene Ontology annotation, cellular component: intracellular anatomical structure. Gene Ontology annotation, molecular function: oxidoreductase activity, acting on NAD(P)H, oxygen as acceptor. The record is from RefSeq and is a predicted model, not a curated record.
AUGGCUGAAGGGCUAGUAGAAGCUGGUGGGAAAGUCCAUUGCUUAGACAUACUUCCGGAACCAGAUAAGGUCUUCUUCCGUGCGAAGGAACGAAUCUCUACCGAAUACAGUGGUGCCCUAGAGUACCACCAGGUUGAUGUAUCGAAUGACAAGAUGGUGGAGGAGGUGAUAGGGGAUAUUGCCACGAAAAGGCAGCGACUGGACGGGCUGAUAGCUGCUGCUGGUAUCCAGCAAUGCACCUCCGCUCUCGACUACGCCGCGUCCGACAUUGCACGCAUGCUUGCCACAAACUACACGGGUGUCUUUCUCACAGCUCGGGCUUGUGCAAGGCAGAUGUACAAGUAUAAGAUCCAAGGGUCCAUGUGUCUGAUCGCCUCAAUGAGUGGGAGUAUCGCGAACAAAGGGUUCAUUGCUCCCGUUUACAAUUCGUCCAAAGCAGCCGUCAUCCAGCUGACGAGAAAUCUGGCCAUGGAAUGGGGCAGACUCGAGAAAGAUGGCUCUGGUGGCAUAAGGGUGAACAGUCUGAGCCCGGGGCAUAUCCUGACACCAAUGGUGGAAGAGAACUUCCGGAAAGGGGAGGCAGAUCGGAAAGCAUGGGAGGAGAACAGUAUGCUGGGAAGAAUAAGUACGCCUGAGGAAUACAAAGCAGCUGGGCUAUUCUUGCUGAGCCGAGCAAGCAGUUACAUGACUGGUACAAACCUGGUCAUCGAUGGUGGCUGUACAGCAUGGUAG